Molecule: messenger RNA, 570 nt
Organism: Arachis ipaensis
Lineage: Eukaryota; Viridiplantae; Streptophyta; Magnoliopsida; Fabales; Fabaceae
Source: RefSeq, a predicted model, not a curated record
AUGGAAUCAAGAACAAGCUCUCUCAUCCCCAUUGAAUUAACCAUCUUGAACGCAGAGAAUCUGAGCGUGAAAGGGAAACCAUUACGAAGAAACAACAACAACGACGCUGCUUACGUAGUUGUUCACGCACAGUGUUCUUCCACAAAACACUACCCUUCAUGGAACGAGAAGUUCUCAAUGGAGGUUGAACCCGCCACCUGCAGGUUCAUUAGCAUUGAGGUUCGGCGCAAGAAAUGGUUGGGUUACAGUUCUGGAAGCGUGGCAAUGGCUCACGUUCCGGUGUCUGAGUUAUUUGGAGCACAGUUUUUGAGUUAUAGGCUUUGGGAUAAGAAGGGUGACAGAAACGGGAUCAUUGAUUUCUCGGUGAGGGUGAGACCAUCUCAAUCUGCUUCUUCUUCUUCUUCAUCAUCUUCAUCUUAUUCAUGCUCUUCGAUGAUGACGAUGCAGUUGGAAGCAGCAAAGAGAACGGAACAAGUGCCAAUGCGUGAAAAUGAAGAGCCUGUAACUGGGGUUCCACUUUUCUGGAGUAAUCAUCGCUACCCUACAAAUAUUAGAUUGAACAACAUAUAA